This is a messenger RNA of Maylandia zebra (zebra mbuna), 1166 nucleotides long. Lineage: Eukaryota; Metazoa; Chordata; Actinopteri; Cichliformes; Cichlidae. The record is from RefSeq and is a predicted model, not a curated record.
AUGGCGGCGACGUGCGGCGAAGUUGAUGGAGUAAAGGUUACAGUGAAAGAAGCUGAGGAUGGGCUGUCAAUGUGGAGCGAUGAGGUGACCACCCUGCAGUCUACAGUAGAGAGUAUGAAGGAGGAGCUGUCUGACCUGAAGGAUAAAUGUGAUGAAGGCAGGAAGCGGAGAGCUAACAUCCACAUCAUAGGGAUCCCAGAGGGCCUGGACUCGAGCUCCUCCACGGCCGUAUCCGUGCUACUACGUGAAGUGCUGGGUAUGGAUAAAGACGUUAUUGUCGACCGCUCACACAGGAGCCCUAUCCUGAGAAAGCCAGCUGGUAACCCGCACGCCGUCAUAGCCGAGCGUCACUACUACCAGGAUUGUGUGGCUACGCCAUUGAGGAGCUGUGAUUUGUCAAAGAUCAGCUGUGAUUAUCUGGCAGCAGCACUGAAGUCCAACCCCUCCCAUCUGAGAGAGCUGGACCUGAGUUACAACAACAACCUGCAGGAUCCAGGAGUGAAGCAUCUGUGUGGUUUCCUGGAGAGUCCAGGAUGUAAACUUGAAACUCUGAGAUUGGGGGGCUGUGGUUUGUCAGAGAUCAGCUGUGAUUAUCUGGCAGCAGCACUGAAGUCCAACCCCUCCCAUCUGAGAGAGCUGGACCUGAGCUCCAACAGCAACCUGCAGGAUCCAGGAGUGAAGCAUCUGUGUGGUUUCCUGGAGAGUCCAGGAUGUAAACUUGAAACUCUGAGAUUGAAGGGCUGUGGUUUGUCAGAGAUCAGCUGUUAUUAUCUGGCAGCAGCACUGAAGUCCAACCCCUCCCAUCUGAGACAGCUGGACCUGAGCUCCGACAACAAGCUGAAGGAUCCAGGAGUGAAGCAUCUGUGUGGUUUCCUGGAGAGUCCAGGAUGUAAACUUGAAACUCUGGGCUGUGGUUUGUCAGAGAUCAGCUGUGAUUAUCUGGCAGCAGCACUGAAGUCCAACCCCUCCCAUCUGAGAGUGCUGGAGUUGAGCUGGAACAACCUGAAGGAUCCAGAUGUGAAGCAGCUGUCUGAUCUUCAGCAGAGUCCAGACUACAGACUGGAGACUCUGAGGUGGAGAAACACAGUCUCAUUUUCUUUGAUCAGUGUGAACCUGGAGUCACAGCCAUGAAUAAAGCCUCGUCGUAACGAUAGAGCAGACGACGC